CACAACAUAGCAGAUCAGCCCCAAGCUGCAGCACAGCCAAAGCAAAAAACAGCCCAGCACAGAACAGGCAAAACAGCUCAAGCAGCUGCACAACCAAGGCAAUACAGCCCAACAGAACUCAACAGGACAGCCCCAAGCACUAGCAAUCACAACCAGCAAGCAACGACCAGCAGUCACAACCAGCAAGCAACAACCCCAAACAGCAAAAAUGCCAGAAAAAAGGGUACCCGAUAA
Molecule: messenger RNA, 234 nt
Organism: Ilex paraguariensis (yerba mate)
Lineage: Eukaryota; Viridiplantae; Streptophyta; Magnoliopsida; Aquifoliales; Aquifoliaceae
Source: the annotation of a GenBank genome assembly